AUGGCACACCCCUUCAUUUGGGCUAUGCGUAUAGUCCACGCGUUCGAGGAUCGCAUCGUCGCUGCCAUUCUUCGACGACCCGGCUUCCAUCGUGGCGUCGGCCGCAUCCACAAAUUCAUCGACGAGAAACAGAAUGGCCGCCUGCCGCAUGAGCCGCUCGCCCCCGGCGAAGCUACCGCGGACCCCAACGCUCCCGACCGGGCCUCCGGCUUUGUCAGGCACUUUAUGGACGAACUUCGCAAUCAAGCACGCGGCAAACCGACCGACAUUGACAAGACGCCGCACAAAUGA
Cordyceps militaris CM01 is the source of this 291-nucleotide messenger RNA. RefSeq lists its product as uncharacterized. The record is from RefSeq and is a predicted model, not a curated record. Bases 1 to 291 code for a protein of 96 amino acids. NCBI's taxonomy places the organism in Eukaryota, Fungi, Ascomycota, Sordariomycetes, Hypocreales, Cordycipitaceae. The transcript is spliced from 4 exons.